This is a messenger RNA of Calypte anna (Anna's hummingbird), 1092 nucleotides long. It is a transcript of the gene CLVS1, whose product is annotated as clavesin 1. Lineage: Eukaryota; Metazoa; Chordata; Aves; Apodiformes; Trochilidae. Gene Ontology annotation, cellular component: membrane. Gene Ontology annotation, molecular function: phosphatidylinositol bisphosphate binding. The record is from RefSeq and is a predicted model, not a curated record.
AUGGGAUCAGCACUUCUCCUACUAAAGCAUCUGAAGUUAAAGAUUUGGAAAAGAGAUUUUGCAGAGAUGACCCAUUUACAAGCUGGACUUAGUCCAGAGACAAUAGAGAAAGCUCGCCUGGAACUGAAUGAAAACCCAGAUAUUUUGCAUCAGGAUAUCCAGCAAGUCAGGGAUAUGAUCAUCACAAGACCUGACAUAGGGUUUUUACGUACAGAUGAUGCCUUCAUCUUGAGAUUUCUCCGAGCCAGAAAGUUUCACCAAACUGAGGCCUUCAGACUGCUGGCUCAGUACUUCCAGUACCGCCAAUUAAAUCUGGAUAUGUUCAAGAACUUCAAGGCUGAUGAUCCAGGAAUCAAACGGGCUCUCACAGAUGGGUUCCCAGGAGUACUGGAAAAUCGUGACCACUGUGGCAGGAAGAUUCUUCUGCUUUUUGCAGCCAACUGGGAUCAGAGUAGGAACUCCUUCAUAGAUAUCCUUCGUGCUAUUCUACUGUCAUUGGAAGUGCUCAUCGAAGAUCAGGAGCUUCAGAUAAAUGGCUUCAUUCUAAUUAUAGAUUGGAGCAACUUCUCCUUCAAGCAAGCCUCCAAGCUUACACCAUCUAUCCUCAAGCUGGCCAUAGAAGGGUUACAGGACAGUUUUCCUGCCCGCUUUGGAGGAGUCCAUUUUGUCAACCAGCCCUGGUACAUUCAUGCUCUGUACACGCUAAUCAAACCAUUCCUCAAAGACAAGACAAGGAAAAGGAUCUUUCUUCACGGUAACAACCUGAACAGCCUUCACCAGCUAAUACACCCUGAAUGCCUGCCCUCUGAAUUUGGGGGCACUCUCCCUCCAUAUGACAUGGGGACGUGGGCUCGAACGUUACUGGGUCCUGACUACAGUGAUGAGAAUGAGUACACCCACACUUCCUACAACGCCAUGCACGUGAAGCAUGUGUCCUCCAACCUGGAGCUGGAGGCCUCACCAAAACCCAUGAAAAGGUCCCAGUCCGUGGUGGAAGCUGGCACGCUGAAACAUGAAGAUCAGGGGGAAAACGAGAACACCCAACCACUGCUGGCUCUGGACUGAGCUCCCAUCCACCCAACAACACCCAGG